Molecule: messenger RNA, 2542 nt
Organism: Mytilus trossulus (common blue mussel)
Lineage: Eukaryota; Metazoa; Mollusca; Bivalvia; Mytilida; Mytilidae
Product: caspase-3-like
Exons: 6
Coding region: 62-1294 (410 amino acids)
Biological process (GO): regulation of inflammatory response; proteolysis
Cellular component (GO): AIM2 inflammasome complex; NLRP3 inflammasome complex; IPAF inflammasome complex
Molecular function (GO): cysteine-type endopeptidase activity
Source: RefSeq, a predicted model, not a curated record
GUUAAAGUUUAUCUACCUUCUAAUUUUAAGAACUUUAAAAUUAUUUCAAAUUGUAUGACGUAUGACUCAAAACCGACAAAUAACCAGGAAAUUCCCCAAAACAGGUCAGAAUAGACGACGAAAGAUGGAGACCUCGGAACCUGGGAGUAAAAACAAUGAAUCAACACCUGAUAGCGCGAAGAAAAAGAUAAUGCAACUGAUAGAUAGGUUUAAGAAGACUACUCGACUAUCACAAUCUCAAACAGACCAAGCAAAGAAGCAACAAGUGCCAAGUGUAAACAAUGAUUUGUUCAAUGAUAUCUAUGACUUUAAUCAUCCAAAAAGAGGUGUUGCCAUUUUCAUCAUCAAUUCUUCGUUUCAUAAUCAACCAAAGCGUCCAUUUGCUGGUGAAGAUAGUAAAAAGAUGAGAGAAUUAUUUGAAUUGCUGGACUUUGAUGUAGUAUUGUUAGAAAAUAGAACAAGCGUUGAUCUCUGGAAAAGUUUACAAGACAUCAAUAGUAAGAUAGAAAAGAAUUGUGACUGUUUGGCAUGUGUGAUCAGUUCUCAUGGAACAGAAAUACCCAUUACCUCAAGCAGCAAUACCUCAACACAACCAAGACAUCAUGUACUCUUUACAGCAGACGGAAUUAUUCCUACUGAUAAAAUUCUUCAGAUGUUUGAUGACGAUCAUUGUCCAAAUCUACAAGGAAAACCAAAAAUGUUUUUCAUUCAGGCUUGUAGAAGUAUUAUGAAUACAGAAAAUGAUACUGAAAGCGAAAUUGAUGAAGGGUUUACCUUUGACUUGGUACAAGAACAGGUUGGUGAUGAUAUGAUUCCUGUGAAAGUGGUGAAAAAGAAAAGAUCCUUCCUUAGAAGACGACAAGAAGAAACAUUGGCUGAUACAAAAGGCCGACCAGAAGAGGAAGAAAUCAAUCUGACUAAUUGCAAAUCAAUUGAACCUGUAGAUUUCUGUCUUAUACCAUGCUACGAGGAUUAUCUAGUUAUGUUUUCAAGUUCAUCAGAGAAGAUUGCAUGGUCUGAUUCCGGAAAAGGAGGAUGGCUUACCUUCUGUUUAUAUGAAGUGUUUAAACAUUUAUUGGAUACUGAGUAUUCAGUUAGCUUACUUCAUAUUCUAACUGAUGUUUGUGGCAAAAUGGCCAAAGAAAUGGAGACUCGGACACCAUCGAUACCUUCGUAUGACAAAUCUAAAUCUGCAGCAACUAUAUAUCACAUGUUGACAAAAGAUAUUUUCUUAAAACCAAUGGUUCACCAACUCGUUCCAUUACCCGGACCUGUCUUAGAAUCAUCGGUUUGAUCUCUUAUCUCAUUGUUUCGGUUAUACUAUGCAAUAUUACUUUUAUUCAACAUAUGAGUAAUUAUAGGGGGAUAUAAUAAUCUUUAUUAUAUUAUUUGAAUCACACAUUGUAUCUCCCUCAUGCAAAGCUUUGAUUCCUUUCACGGAUUUGGCUGUACUUUUUGGACCUUUUGGAUUAUAGCUCUUCAUCUUUUAUAUAAGCUUUGGAUUUCAAAUAUUUUGGCCACGAGCAUCACUGAAGAGACAUGAAUUGUCGAAAUGCGCAUCUGGUGCAAGAAAAUUGGUACCGUUAAUUUUAUUGUACAUCUUUAUAUUAUUUGCAUGAGAGCGGAUUUUUAUCCCAUCCUAAUAAGGACAGUUAUACUGAAAAAGUAUAUUAAGAUAGUGGAAAACCAAAAGUAAAAGAUAUCAAUUUAUUUUUACUUAUAUAAAAGCAACCAAAAGUCACUUUGUAUUUCGAUUGUGUAUGAAUAAUUUAGUAAAAAUCAACAAAAAUGGAAUCGAAAUCAUAUAAAUACUUAAUAUUGGUGAUAGUUAGUAGAAAAUAUUUGUAUUUUUGAUGUUCAUUCUCAACGUUUGUACCACACAGGGUUAUAUGUAUUUUAUUGAUAUGAUUACUAUGUAUAGUUUUACAUGUAACUGUGUAUAUGUUGUCUCGAUUAUACAGCAUUAUUUACUUGUUUAUUUUACGGUUAUUAUGUUUCAGUUUUGUUUUAUAAGUAUUAUGAAACGUUUUUUUGUUAUUUCCAUUGAUGUUGACGGCAGCACUUUUCAGUUUAAUUUACAUAUCUUGUUUUAAUCGGGAGUAUUGUAUUACAGCUGGACAUUGUAUAGACUCGUGUCUAUUGUCAUGGCCUUAUGUUGCUGUUGUCUAUAAUUGUUAUAUGUACUCUCUCUCUGUUUAUUUAACUUUCUAUUGUGAUUUUUUUACUGAUGCAUGGUGUUCAAUUGUAUUAUCAUAUAUAUAUAUUAUUACAGUACAAACAAUUUACAUGAUUGUUGUUUGAAUUGCAAGUUUCGCGAGGUAAGACGAGAAUAGUAUUUAUCUUCAGUACCAUACAGGGUUAUAUUCAUGUUAUUGAUAUUAGUAUUUCGUCUUUAUAGUUCUUGUGUUAACCAAGGUAUGCAGCAUUUCAUUGUAUAGGAGAAAAUGUCUCAUUUUUUGUUUAUAUAAUAUGAGGUGGUUUUUGUUUUUGCUUUAUUUUGUUUUUGUGUAGGGUAAAUAUUAAUAAUUGUUAACCACUAUGA